Molecule: messenger RNA, 4338 nt
Organism: Rana temporaria (common frog)
Lineage: Eukaryota; Metazoa; Chordata; Amphibia; Anura; Ranidae
Product: atypical protein kinase C-like
Exons: 7
Coding region: 725-2938 (737 amino acids)
Biological process (GO): protein phosphorylation
Molecular function (GO): ATP binding; protein kinase activity
Source: RefSeq, a predicted model, not a curated record
GAACGUAAGAAAUACAAAAAAAAAAAAAAAAACGAUUACCGCAUCUAUACAAUUAGAAUGUACUGAAUUAGAAUUUUUCUGAAUUUGCGAAUGAUCCUAAAAAAAAAAAAUGAAUUUUUCGGCCGUGCAAAUGUCUUUAAUUAAUUGUUAAAGGUACAAAGAAACUGCCUAGAAGAGACACGUUUUGUCGGACAACAAAUGCAGCAAAUCGCACAAACCUUCACAAAUUGGUUAUAAUAUUGCUUUUGUUUGCUUUAAAAGUCAUUUUAGCGAAUUUGUUUCCUAAUAAUAUGCGAUUGAUAAACAACUGUGUAAAUAUCUUGUGACAUAAAAAAUUACAAAUGCCGCCAUUUGAUUCUGCAGAGCCUCCGCUUUCAGAAAAUAUAUACUUUUUACAGUAAUUUCUGCUCAUUUUAAUGAACAAAAACAUAUUAAGAAAAAGUCCCCGGCAGUGAAGGGGUUAAACAGUUGUUUGUACAGUGCACCAGACUGGCUGUAGAUUUGAAUUUUUGUCGGUUGGUUCUAAAAAUAGAACAGGAAGGCUCAUUUGCAUACUGAACACUGAUUGGCUACGGAACAUGAUGAUGUCACUGGCUCCUCCCCUUAUGGAACACUGAUAUGCAUAUGGGACUAUGUGAUGUCACUGUGGCUGCUCCACUUUUGCCAAUUUAAGGAACACGCAGGGGACUGCAGCUCACUUGCUGCGUGUAUCUGACCGAGCAGGAUGCGUUAUCUCUCUCUCAGCAGUGUUGCGAGUUCCAUGAGAACAAUGACACGAUUUAUGAGAAAGAACGUUUACAAAGCGAAGAACAACAAGGAAGAACCUGUUGUAUUGCCCAGUGUGCGCCCUUUAUCCGAGGAGCACCAGGCAAACCCACCGCCCCAAACUACCGCCCCUAAAAAGGGUGGAGCCAAGACUAUUGGGCAGAAGGUCAGGGAUGCCAUAUAUAGAACCUGUCCCUGCCUACAACCCGAAAUCCUAAAAGAUGACUUUUAUGGACUAGACGGUGAACGUCGCAACCAGUCACGCGUACUCUCCAUUGAAAAGAUGAACUGUCAUAGAAUGAUCGGAGGGGGACGCUACGGGACUGUGCAUUUGGGCUCUCAUCCCGCCAUUGACCAGAAGCUGGCAGUUAAAAUUAUAAAAAAGAAAAAAUUACGGAAAAACGAAGAUCAUUGGAAAACGGUUUCCACAGAACUUGGCGUGCUGGAGAAAGUCGGCCAGAGUCCAUAUAUCACACAUAUGUAUGGAAUGUUACAGACAAAGCAUGAAAUCGUCGUUGUCAUGGAACGCCUGAGCAGAGAGGAUCUCUUCGACAACAUGGUUCCAGGUCCAUUACCCGAUGACACCAUCAGAUACUUCAUAGCGGAAAUGAUCUGCGCUCUACGGUACCUGCGUUCUAAGGAGAUCGUCCACAGAAACAUCAAGCCUAAAAAUAUCCUCUUGAGUGAUGACGGCCACAUCAAAAUCACGGGUUUUGGCUUGGCAGUUGCUGGAGUCACAGAGUCCAAGAGGAUCAAAGGACAAGCCGGGAGUCUAACGUUCAGGGCGCCAGAGGUCCAUCGAGGUUUAAAAUACUUCGGCAUGGUCGACUAUUUUGCACUGGGAGUAAUAGUCUAUGUGAUGGCGUUCGGCUGGCAUCCAUUUCUUAGAGGCGGAGAGCCAACCAUGAAAAUAACAGGGAAAGUGCUCGGCAAGAAACCGCGUUUUCCAGAAGGCGUGAACCCUGCCCUCCGUAGCAUCAUAGAGAUCUUACUAUGUAAAAACCAAGAUGAGCGGAUGAUGCUAGCACGUGGCAUCCGAGGACACCCCUUCUUACGGAAUGUGGACUGGAAGGAGACAAAGCAAGGGAAUUCACCGCCACCAUUUCCAUCAGGAAAUGUUCCUGAGGAAGAUCUGAGUGCAGGAAUACCAGGGGAUAAAUUCCUUCAAUCUGAAGAACACCAUGAGUCGCCGAUAGAGCCAGAGGAGCAGAAGAAAUUCCAUGGCCAGGAUCCUCACCGUAGUGCCUCAUCACCACCAUCGGAGAGCCAGGAUCCUCACCAUAGGGCCUCAUCAUCACCAUUGGAGAGCCAGGGUCCUCACAGUAUGGCCUCAUCACCACCAUCGGAGAGCCAGGAUCCUCACUGUAGGGCCUCAUCACCACCAUCGGAGAGCCAGGGUCCUCACAGUAUGGCCUCAUCACCACCAUUGGAGAGCCAGGAUCCUCACAGUAUGGCCUCAUCACCACCAUUAGAGAGCCAGGAUCCUCACAGUAGGGCCUCAUCACCACAAUCGGAGAGCCAGGAUCUUCACCGUAGGGCCUCAUCAUCAUCAUCGGAGAGCAGGGAUCCUCACCGUACGGCCUCAUCAUCACCAUCGGAGAGCAAGGAUCCUCACCGUACGGCCUCAUCAUCACCAUCGGAGAGCCAGGAUCCUCACAGUAUGGCCUCAUCACCACCAUCGGAGAGCCAGGAUCCUCACCGUAGUGCCUCAUCACCACCAUCGGAGAGCCAGGAUCCUCACCGUAGUGCCUCAUCACCACCAUCGGAGAGCCAGGAUCCUCACCAUAGGGCCUCAUCAUCACCAUUGGAGAGCCAGGAUCCUCACAGUAUGGCCUCAUCACCACCAUCGGAGAGCCAGGAUCCUCACUGUAGGGCCUCAUCACCACCAUCGGAGAGCCAGGAUCCUCACAGUAUGGCCUCAUCACCACCAUUAGAGAGCCAGGAUCCUCACAGUAGGGCCUCAUCACCACAAUCGGAGAGCCAGGAUCCUCACCGUAGGGCCUCAUCAUCAUCAUCGGAGAGCAAUGAUCCUCACCAUACCGCCUCAUCACCACCACCAACGUACAGCUUCACCAUCGCCAUGGAAGAGCCAGGAUCCUUACAGUGGAGCCUCAUCACCUCCAUCGAAGAGCCAGAAUCCCCACAUUGGAGCCUCAGCAUCACCUUUGAAUAGGCAGGAUCAUCAAUGUGGAGCCUCAGAUCAUUAGACUCUGAAGGAUCUACAACCAUCUAAUGUGACAUUUAUUUUUCAGGGACAACUUUUUAAGGUCCCAAUGAUAUAGGUAGGAAGAUACAUUUUAUUUAUCAUCUACGGAUGACAAGACAUAAAGACAUUGUGACAACAACCACUGACUUCCCUAUUACCAAGAUCUCCAGAGAAUGUGGUUGUGUCACAUAUCAGACCACCCAUCACAUGUGAUCUGACUGCUGCAUGAUAGCGGCGUAUGACGUCACACGUGACAUGGGCAUGCCUACUGUGCAUUCGUAGAGCAGCCACAAUCCAGAAGGCCAAUCAGAGCGAAGCGUGAUCUCAAGCUCCACCCCCAGGCAACAACCAGCUCAGACCACUCCCAAAGAGUCACUGCCAUUGGCAGGACAUGUGGAGGAGGAGCGGGCUAUAUGGGAAGGAGUCUAACCAGCAUAUAAUUGGGAAAAAAUCAGGAGUGUCCAUCUUCUUAAACCACUAAGGACUCCUUCACACCUACCAUUUUAGCAUGCAGCGAAAUGGAGUAUUAUCCAUGGGUGCAAAGUGUGCAGUGCACAUGGGCCCCAUUGGGGGGUGGGGUCCACUGUGCUCUGACCCACACUGCAACCAUGGAACUGUGACGACUGUGAGACACCAUUGUCCUGUUUUCCCACUUAUAUGCCGGAUAGAAUCUUCCCCCAUAGCCCACUCAUCCUCCAUAUUUCCUGCCAAUGGUAUCUGCAGCAUUGACUCUCCGGGAGUGAUUUAGGUGGGUUGCUCCCCAGGGGGGGAGGGGGGACUUGGGAAUGGGCCUCCCUCUGUAUGGCUUCCUGGAAUGAUAUCCAUGUAACCCCAGGAGAUGGUUGGGGUUACAUGGAUGGAGGUCGUAGUAAUAGGAAAGUCAGUGGAUGUUGUCACAAUGUAUUUAUGUCUUGUUUUCUGUAAAUGAGAAAUAAAAUGUAUUUUCUUAUCUAUCCCGCCUUGAUGUGGGGACCUUAAAAAGUCCAACUUUGUCCCUCUAAAAUAAAAGUCAAAUCAGAUGAUCCGAGGCUCUAUAUUUAUGAGAAAUAGAAUGUAUGUUCUGAUCUAUAAUGUCUUGAACAGUAUAGAAAGUCGUGCAUUUCAUAAGGAGAUGAACUGGUCACCCUAGACUGAUGAUUCAGGGACUAUCUGAUCGCCUUAGGGGGUCAGGAAGGAAUUUUUUCCCUUUGAAACUCAUCUGACUGAGGGGGUUUUCGCCUUCCUCUGAAUCAUCCUAAAGGUUUAGGAGUCUGAAAAGGCCCCGCCUCUGAGGAGUCAGAGGAUAACAAUUAGAGGUAGACCUAUAUGGGUUUUUCUAUGGCCGAUGCCGAUAUUUAGAAAUCAGGGCGGCCGAUGGCCGAUAUAUA